UUAGUUCCAAUCCUAGCUUUCCCUUUCUGCCAAACUGACUGCGUCCUUCAGACCAGAAUCAGCUUUCUUCCGUUCUACGCGAGCUUUAGAUUUGGGAGCAAACUUUAGUUUGAAACUUGCUAAACAUGGCGGAGGAAGCCCCAAAGGAACCGGAAGCACCAAAAGAAUCGGAAGCACCAAAAGAGCCGGAAGCUCCGAAAGAACCGGAAGCUCCAAAGGAAGCGGAACCAGCACCGGCAGCUGCUGAAGGCGCCGAAGUGGAGAAGUCCGGUGAAGAUCAGAACGGUGAAAAUGUAAAUCCAGACGAAGAAGGCGCUGAAAAAGUGGAUGGAGAAGAAGAGGGCGAGCGAGAACCGGAACCGGAACCAGAGCCUCCUGCGCCCAAGCCGCCAACUAAGUUUGAUUUGUUGCACGAGUUCUUCAAGACGACCGAUGAGUUUAUGAAUCAGUUUGACGAAAUGGUCGCCAACAGGGGCAAGUGUCGAUCGGUUUAUUUAAAGAACCUGAACCCGCUGAGGGAUUCGCUGGUUGAAUUGCUGCACCGGUUUGGUGUGUUUACGCGAAACUGGUUGCCCCAUGAUGACAAAAACCGGGAACACAUCAAGUGCUGUGGAGAGCAGGAGCACCUUUUCGACACUGACGAAUUUGAGGAACAUUAUGAAGAAGUUCACGAAAAAGACAAUGAAGCCAUAGUGAUACCGGAGCAGCAAGAAAUUAUGGAAGCCUAUCAGGAAGCUGUCGAGGAUUACAUCGCGGUGGGAGUCGUUGUAAACGACGAGCUGAUGUACCGGCUGCGGAGAAUUUUAAGAAAGUCCAAUCUGGUGCUGACGGGUGUUUGGUCUUAGGAUGUUACUGCUGGAAUAAUUGUGCUGUUCAAGGUUAAUCGUUUAAUGAAUAAAUUUGUUGCCUUUUUCGACUGG
Culex pipiens pallens (northern house mosquito) is the source of this 920-nucleotide messenger RNA. RefSeq lists its product as uncharacterized. Bases 126 to 845 code for a protein of 239 amino acids. NCBI's taxonomy places the organism in Eukaryota, Metazoa, Arthropoda, Insecta, Diptera, Culicidae. The record is from RefSeq and is a predicted model, not a curated record. The transcript is spliced from 4 exons.